This is a messenger RNA of Talaromyces proteolyticus, 974 nucleotides long. RefSeq lists its product as uncharacterized. The record is from RefSeq and is a predicted model, not a curated record. The transcript has a single exon. Bases 104 to 742 code for a protein of 212 amino acids. Lineage: Eukaryota; Fungi; Ascomycota; Eurotiomycetes; Eurotiales; Trichocomaceae.
CAAUCAAUUACUUCCUUAUUGUUUAAUGAUACAUGUAAUUCCAAUUUUGGAGAUUUUUACACUCUCAUAACAUAACCACUAUAGAAGAACAUUCACUCUCACUAUGUCAUUUCAAUAUCUCAACACACCACCAAUCAUCCCAUCGCCGGAGGGAGUAUUCAGUUUCUCUGUUCCUGCAAAGACCGAUAUAUGGCGCAAACCACCGACCCUAGACGUAUUCAGUGCUCCGGUUGCCUACAGAAAAAUCCCUAUCCAGCAAUUCAGACGAGCUCGCGUCACGGUCAGUGGUGACUGGAGGACCCUCUACGACCAAGGAGGGCUUGUCAUAAUUCUACCACAAUCUCAACACGGGUAUGACACUAGCAAUACCCACAAGCGCUGGGUAAAAGCCGGCGUUGAGUUUCACGAUAAUUCGCCCAAAGUGAGUGUCGUGUCUGCUGACUCUUGGGCGGACUGGAGUCUUUUGCCUGUGGGCAAGUCCGAUACUGAGCAGGAUGAUGCGAUAACGAUUGUUUGCGAACGAGAAUGUAAUUCGGAUGGGACAUUUGGAGCAGGGCUUCAUGUUUAUCUAGCUGGUGUGAAUGGUGAGAAGAAGAUCAUGAUCCGUGAGGUGACUUGGCCUUUUUUUGGAGUUGGCGAGGAUGAUACCGUGGAUGUUGGAAUAUAUGCAGCACGGCCAACGCCUGAUGAGAGAGAAUCAUUGACCGUCAAGCUGAAGGAUUUUGUCAUUGAGCUUGUCUGAACAAAAUUGUGACCUUAUUGCAUCUAUUUUACUGGAAAACUUCAUAUACCCCACUACUCCCUUAUCAAAAUGCGAAUGUACGAUUCGGCCUUGCCAGAAUUGAUGCUUGCUGGUACCAAGUAUGUUAAUAUCAGUUGCUACCUUUAGCCUUAGAAGCACAAUGAAACUUGUUGAAUCAUGAGUCUAGCGGGUUGGGAAAGUAUUGCAGCUGAGAAAUCAGCUCGCCCUCCAU